AUGGGCCCCGCCGCUCGCCCCACGCCGAGGUCGCCGCCCCCGCCUCCUCCGCCGCCGCCGUCGCCACUGCUGCUGCUGUUGCCCCUGCUGCCAUUCUGGCUGGGCCUGGCGGGGCCCGGGGCCGCGGCGGACGGCAGCGACGAGCCCACUGCCAGGGCGGGGCGGGGCGGGGCCCGCGCCGUGCGGGUGGACGUGAGGCUGCCGCGGGAGGACGCUCUGUUGCUGGAGGGCGUCAGGAUUGGCCCCGAGGCCGACCCGGCGCUCCCUCUGGGUGGCCGCCUGCUGCUGAUGGAUAUCGUGGAUGCUGAGCAGGAGGUGCCCGUAGAAGCCUGGAUUGCAGUGGCAUACGUGGGCAAGGAGCAGGAGGCCCAGGUUCGCAGGGAGAGUCAGGACAGCGGCCCACAGGCCUAUCCUAAGGCUCUGGUUCCGCAGAUGCGGAGGGCGCUCUUCCUGGGAGCCUCUGCCUUGCUUCUCCUCAUCUUGAACCACAACGUGGUCCGAGAGCUGGACAUAUCCCAACUUCUGCUCAGGCCAGUGAUCGUCCUCCAUUAUUCUUCCAAUGUCACCAAGCUGUUGGAGGCACUGCUGCAGAGGACCCAGGCCAUGGCUGAGAUCACCAGCGGAGAGUCCCUGUCGGCCAACAUCGAGUGGAAGCUGACCCUGUGGACCACCUGUGGCCUCUCCAAGGACAGCUACGGAGGAUGGCAGGACUUGGUGUGCCUGGGAGGCAGUCAGGCCCAGGAGCAGAAGCCCCUGCAACAGCUGUGGAACACCAUCCUGCUGGUGGCCAUGCUCCUGUGCACAGGCCUCGUGGUCCAAGCUCAGCGGCAGGCAUCCCGGCAGAGCCAGCGGGAGCCCCGAGGCCAGGUGGACCUGCUCAAGCGCCAGGUGGUGCAGAGGCUGGCGUCCCUCAAGACCCGGCGUUGCCGGCUGGGCCAGGCAGCACAGGGCCCCCUGGAGCCUGGUGCUGAGACCUGUGCCGUGUGUCUGGACUAUUUCUGCAACAAGCAAUGGCUCCGGGUGCUGCCCUGUAAGCAUGAGUUUCACCGAGACUGCGUGGACCCCUGGCUGAUGCUCCAGCAGACCUGCCCGCUGUGCAAAUUCAACGUCCUGGGGAACCGCUACUCAGAUGAUUAGCUGCCCCGGCUGGAUCUCUGCAUGUGGGGAAGGGACCCCUCACCUGCAUCCUGGCCCUGGGCCCUGG
Lipotes vexillifer (Yangtze River dolphin) is the source of this 1204-nucleotide messenger RNA. It is a transcript of the gene RNF215, whose product is annotated as ring finger protein 215. The transcript has 10 exons. Bases 1 to 1137 code for a protein of 378 amino acids. NCBI's taxonomy places the organism in Eukaryota, Metazoa, Chordata, Mammalia, Artiodactyla, Lipotidae. The record is from RefSeq and is a predicted model, not a curated record.